AUGACCACUUUUAAUAGGGUUCCGACGACUUACACAACACGAUGGAAUACGCGUGUUCAUCCACACCAAGAAACUCCAAGUAGAACCUACCCACGCAAGUACAAUACUUCGUGUAAUAGAUGUCGCAAAUCGAGAGUCAAAUGUUCAGGCGGUGUUCCAUGCCACCGAUGCGCAACAUCUUCCGAGGCACCGCAGUGUGUUUAUAGUCUCUCCCAGCGGCGCGGAAAGAAGAAGGCUAUUGGUAAUGAGGCCAGAGAUUGGCAGAGCUAUUCGGGGAUAGAGCCAUAUGCUUCAGAUGCGGAUGUAGCUAAUCAGUCAACCUUUGACAUCGACCCGAAUUUACUCCAAGAAUCCAUACAGUUUAUCCAACCCUUCACUAACGAGGGGCAUGAAGAUGCUAUGAACGCGGACUCGCCAACAUUUACAGAUAUAAUGAACAUCAUCAACUCCCCACCUCCAACACAGUCUCCAACGAAGCAAAGACCAAAAUGCCGUAAUGCAUGCUACGCCGCUAUUCACGAGCUGAAUGGUAGGUUGGAUGCCAUCUCAAGAGAUCCUGGACAAACUAGUAUCGAUGAAACCCUAGCACUAUUCCAGCGGACAUUUCAUCAAUCCGCACAAUACCUGGCGUGCGAGAACUGCGACGCUGGAUGUCCUCGACACAUAAACCUCGCCAUGCUGCAUCAGCGACAAGUUACUCUUUUGUGCGAAAUCGCCAAGCAGCCGGUGCAUCAUCUUGGCAAUGACAUGACAAAAACCGUACUGGGGGGCUUUUUACCGUCAGAGCAGGACGAUCUUGAGAUAAAACAGUUGAUGUUGAGACACGCUACAAGAAAUGUCAAAAUGUCGGUUGAGGCGCUUCAUCAAGGUGCUCGAGGGUUCGAAGAGAGGUACAUUGCUGGGACUCUGGAGCUUGGAGAUGCGGGAAAGCUCAAUCUGAAGUGGUUGUUUGAUGUCUCGGCGAACCUUGAUAGAAGGCUUGAUUGUGUGAGGGUUCUGUUGGAACGGGAUGAUUGGGCUUCAGAGUUGAAAGAUCAAUGA
Fusarium sp. VM40 is the source of this 1041-nucleotide messenger RNA. The record is from the annotation of a GenBank genome assembly. NCBI's taxonomy places the organism in Eukaryota, Fungi, Ascomycota, Sordariomycetes, Hypocreales, Nectriaceae.